Heterostelium album PN500 is the source of this 546-nucleotide messenger RNA. RefSeq names its product 3-hydroxyanthranilate 3,4-dioxygenase (gene haao). The transcript has 3 exons. Bases 1 to 546 code for a protein of 181 amino acids. Lineage: Eukaryota; Evosea; Eumycetozoa; Acytosteliales; Acytosteliaceae. The record is from RefSeq and is a predicted model, not a curated record. Gene Ontology annotation, cellular component: cytoplasm. Gene Ontology annotation, molecular function: 3-hydroxyanthranilate 3,4-dioxygenase activity; iron ion binding. Gene Ontology annotation, biological process: 'de novo' NAD+ biosynthetic process from L-tryptophan; quinolinate metabolic process.
AUGUUACCUCCUUUAAAUAUUAACAAGUGGGUUGAAGAGCACAAACAUCUUUUAGAACCACCCGUAAAUGCAAAGUUAAUAUAUGAUGACCCUGAUUCUACUUUUGUCAUUAUGAUUGUUGGUGGUCCAAACCAAAGAACAGAUUAUCAUAUCAAUCAAACUGAUGAAUUCUUUUAUCAAUUCAAAGGUGAUAUGAUAUUAAAGAUUGUCGAUAAGAGUGAUGGUCAGUUUAAAGAUGUAAGAAUUCGUGAAGGUGAAUGUUUCUUGUUACCAGGUAAUACACCACAUUCACCACAACGUUUCAAGGAUACAGUUGGUUUGGUAAUUGAACAAAAACGUAAUGCUCAAUCUAUUGAUCGUCUCUGUUGGUUCUGUCAAGGCUGCAAAGAGAAGCUCUUUGAAGAGUCAUUCAACGUAAAAGGAUUGGACCUAGGUAAAGAAUUGAAACCAAUCAUCUUGAGAUUCUACGAAGAAGAACCACUCAGAACCUGCAAGAAAUGUGGUUGCAUCAGUGAGAAACCAGUUAUCAAAGAUAACAUUGAAUAA